Molecule: messenger RNA, 1805 nt
Organism: Orycteropus afer afer
Lineage: Eukaryota; Metazoa; Chordata; Mammalia; Tubulidentata; Orycteropodidae
Gene: BTD
Product: biotinidase
Molecular function (GO): hydrolase activity, acting on carbon-nitrogen (but not peptide) bonds, in linear amides
Source: RefSeq, a predicted model, not a curated record
AUGAAUCUUUCAGCAAGCCAAGAAAAAAAGUUUAUGGUCUGCAUCAUGUCUGGAGCCAGCAGUAAGCUUGCUCUUUUCCUCUAUGGCUGUUACGUGGUUGCCCUGGGAGUCCACGCCGGGAAGUAUCGCGUGGCUGAACGUCACGUGGCUGAAUAUUACGUAGCUGCUGUGUACGAGCACCAGUCCAUCUUGAGCCCAGACCCUCUAUCUCUCACCACCCGAAAGCAGGCCUUGGAGCUAAUGAACCAGAACCUCAACAUCUAUGAACAGCAAGUGAUGGCUGCAGCCCAAAAGGGUGUACAGAUUAUAGUUUUUCCAGAAGAUGGCAUUCAUGGAUUCAACUUUACAAGAACAUCCAUUUACCCAUUUUUGGACUUCAUGCCCUCUCCCCAUAUGGUGAGAUGGAACCCAUGCCUGGAGCCUCACCGGUUCAAUGACACAGAGGUCCUCCAGCGCCUGAGUUGUAUGGCCAUCAGGGGACAGAUGUUCCUGGUAGCCAAUCUCGGGACAAAGCAGCCUUGUCAUAGCAGUGACCCAGGGUGCCCCAACGAUGGGAGAUACCAGUUUAACACGAAUGUUGUGUUCAGCAAUAAUGGAACCCUCGUUGACCGCUACCGCAAACACAACCUGUAUUUUGAGGCAGCUUUUGAUACCCCUGCCAAUGUGGAUUACAUCACCUUUGAUACCCCUUUUGCUGGCAAGUUUGGCAUCUUCACUUGCUUUGACAUAUUGUUCUUUAACCCUGCCAUCAGCCUCCUCAGAGACUCUGAGGUGAAGCACGUUGUGUACCCAACUGCCUGGAUGAACCAGCUCCCACUCUUGGCAGCUAUUCAGAUUCAGCAUGGCUUUGCCAUCGCCCUUGGCGUCAAUGUUCUGGCAGCUAACAUUCACCAUCCAUCUCUGGGGAUGACAGGGAGUGGCAUACACACUCCUCUGCAAUCUUUUUGGUACCACGACACAGAAAACCCUGGAGGUUACCUUCUAGUUGCCCAGGUGCCCAAAAAUCCACUGGGUCACACUGGUACAGAGAAUGCAACAGGUAAAAUGACCCCAUCCCAUACUAAGUUUUUAAAAAUACUAGCAGGCGACCCAUACUGUGAGAAGGAUGCUCAAGAAGUCCAUUGUGAGGGAUCCGCCAAGUGGAAUAUGAAUGCUCCUCCCACGUUUCACUCUGAAAUGAUGUAUGACAAUUUCACCCUGGUCCCUGUAUGGGGAAAGGAAGGCCAUCUCCGCGUCUGUGCAGAUGGCCUCUGCUGUUACUUACUAUACCAGCGGUCCGACCUGUCCCCAGAGCUGUAUGCCCUGGGCAUCUUCAAUGGCCUUCACACAGUGCAUGGCACUUACUACCUUCAAGUUUGUGCCCUGGUCAAGUGUGGGGGGCUUGGCCUUGACACCUGUGGGCAGGAGGUCACAGAGGCCACGGGGAUAUUUGAGUUUCACCUCUGGGGAAAUUUCACUACUUCCUAUAUCUUCCCUCUGUUUCUGACCUCAGGGAUGACCCUGGAAAUCCCUGACCAGAUGGGUUGGGAGAAUGACCACUAUUUCAUGAGGAAAAAUGGGCUGUCCUCGGGCUUGAUGACAGCAGCUCUCUACGGGCGAUUGUAUGAGAGGGACUAGAGGAAGUGUGUGGGGUGAGUGCUGGCUGCCACGUGGGCAGACCACAGGUCCCAAGUAUGGUGACCACCUCUCUGCCCUAAGGGCAGGAACCACGUCUGUGGCACCAGAUCCCACCCGGGAACUCUGGGAAGAAGUAGGAGAUGCAGAUUCCCUCGGCAUCUGCUCUUAAGUGUGAAUUACUGAGACAU